CGCCGGGGUUGGUGGCCGCGGCGGCUGCGGGCCGACGCGCGGGCCGGGCCCACUGAGGCGGCAAGCGGGCUGCGGGAUCGCGGCGGCAGCGAGAGGCCGGCGGGGGCGCGCGGCGCCCCUAACUUCCAGCCGGCGAGCGCGCCGGCACCCGCCCGCCGGGCCGGCCGGCCGCGAUGUCCGGCGCUGAGGAGGCCGGCGGGGCGCCCGACCGCGGGCCCGCGGGUGCAGUGCCGGCCGGGGUCGGGGUGGGGGCUGGGCCUGGGGCGGCCGCGGGCCCAGCGGCGGCGCUGGGUGAGGCGGCGGGACCCGGGCUCCCGGACGAGGCGGGCCUGGCCGGCGCCCGGCAGCUGCAGGAGGCGGCCGGCGACCCUGAUGCGCCGCCCAAGAAGCGGCUGCGGGCGGCCGAGGCGGCCGAGGCGGCGGCAGCGGCAGCGGCAGCGGGCAGCGGGAAGCUGGAGGAGCGGCUCUACUCGGUGCUGUGCUGCACCGUGUGCCUGGACCUGCCCAAGGCCUCCGUGUACCAGUGUACUAACGGUCACUUGAUGUGCGCUGGCUGUUUUAUCCACCUACUAGCAGAUGCCCGGCUGAAGGAGGAGCAGGCCACAUGCCCCAACUGUCGUUGUGAGAUCAGUAAGAGCCUCUGCUGCCGGAACCUGGCUGUGGAGAAAGCUGUGAGCGAGCUGCCCUCAGAGUGUGGCUUCUGCCUGCGCCAGUUCCCCCGUUCCCUCCUAGAGAGGCACCAGAAGGAGGAAUGCCAAGACAGGGUGACCCAGUGCAAGUACAAGCGCAUUGGCUGCCCGUGGCAUGGCCCCUUCCAUGAGCUGACAGUGCAUGAAGCUGCAUGUGCCCACCCAACUAAGACGGGCAACGAGCUGAUGGAGAUCCUGGAUGAGAUGGACCAGAGCCACCGCAAGGAGAUGCAGCUCUACAACAGUAUCUUCAGCCUGCUCAGCUUUGAGAAGAUCGGCUACACAGAGGUUCAGUUCCGGCCUUACCGCACAGAUGACUUCAUCACGCGCCUAUACUAUGAGACACCGAGGUUCACGGUGCUGAACCAGACAUGGGUCCUGAAGGCUCGUGUGAAUGACUCGGAGCGCAACCCCAACCUGUCAUGCAAGCGCACACUUUCCUUCCAGCUGCUCCUCAAGAGCAAGGUCACAGCACCCCUGGAGUGCUCCUUCCUGCUGCUCAAGGGCCCCUAUGACGAUGUGAGGAUCAGUCCCGUCAUCUAUCACUUUGUCUUCACCAAUGAGAGCAACGAGACAGACUAUGUGCCACUGCCCAUCAUCGAUUCUGUGGAAUGCAACAAGUUGCUGGCUGCCAAGAACAUCAACCUACGGCUUUUCCUAUUCCAGAUACAGAAGUAGGCUGGGCCCAGGAUGCCCGAGGAGCAGAGUGCUGCUGCCUGGCACCUCUGUCCCAUCCACCCCUGGCUUGGCAGCAGCUUCACACGACUAUCUGAUCAUUUUAGCAAAGGAGGAGAACAAACAAAACCAAACACUGGGAAAGUCUGCAUGCGUGUAUGACGGGGUCCCCACCUCCGGCACACCCCCUUCACCCCCGCCUCCCCCCUUCUGCAGGCAGUCAGAGGCUGGGCUGACCACAGAGGAAACAGUACUGUGGGCUCCCCAGGCUCAGGGAUGGGUGGCAAGGAGGGCAAGAAGCUAGCCACCCCUGCCCCAGCUCCCAUCCUCAUAGCAAGGUAGCGCUGCCUGCUCUGGUUCCCGGGCCGGGCUCAGGGGCCCUCGCUAACUUCAGACGGCAUAUUUGAUUGCAAUUAAAAAGGCAGCCUUGUUUCCUA
Molecule: messenger RNA, 1801 nt
Organism: Castor canadensis (American beaver)
Lineage: Eukaryota; Metazoa; Chordata; Mammalia; Rodentia; Castoridae
Product: zinc finger TRAF-type-containing protein 1
Cellular component (GO): nucleus
Molecular function (GO): zinc ion binding
Source: RefSeq, a predicted model, not a curated record